Molecule: messenger RNA, 744 nt
Organism: Helianthus annuus (common sunflower)
Lineage: Eukaryota; Viridiplantae; Streptophyta; Magnoliopsida; Asterales; Asteraceae
Product: cysteine-rich repeat secretory protein 38
Exons: 2
Coding region: 1-744 (247 amino acids)
Source: RefSeq, a predicted model, not a curated record
AUGGCGUCUCACCUUGUUAAUUAUAUGUGGUUUUAUAUGCUGAAUGAAAUUAUGGGAAUCCUUAAUAUUGUGAUGGGUGAACCACUCUAUGCCGACAUUUUCAGAUGCAAAAAAGACUCCGGCGACUUUCUACCCAAAAGCACCUACGAGACAAACCUCUUGGAUGCAGUCAAGAUAGCAAGUGAAGCUGCAAAAACCAGCACCUAUUUUUAUUCAAAAGGAGGCUGGUUGGUUGCCGCUGAAUCUUUUUGUGCGGCCUAUUUAAAACAUGUAGAUUGUGUGUCCUGCGUGAACAGCACGUUCCCACUUCUUCUGAAGAAUUGCCAAAACAAAAAACAUGCUCUGGCAUGGAGGAGCAAAUGCAUGGUAGAGUACGGUCUUAAUAUUAAUUUAAGUAAUCACGAUCACUGGUUUGUUGCCCACGAAACCAGUGCUAAUAAAACAAAGGAUAUUCAAGGGCUUGAAAACACCAUGAAAGCUUUGGUGGAUAAAUUAUUAAAAGAAGCUUUAAAAAAGAAGGAGAAUAUUGGGAGAUAUGCUUAUGGGACGAUGCCUUAUGGAUCACGUCAAACUUUGUUCAUGGUUAUGCAAUGUAGUUAUCCAUUAAUCGAAGAAGAUUGUAAGAAGUGUUUACUCCGUGUAUAUGGAGAGAUGAAACCUUGCUGUAGUGGAGCAAUAGCUGCAGCAACAUUAACCCCCGGUUGCUAUAUGAGGUACGCCCAUGAUGAUUUCCGAAGUCGGUAA